Messenger RNA from Schistocerca piceifrons (Central American locust), 3544 nucleotides. RefSeq names its product hemicentin-2-like. The coding region runs from base 666 to 2306 and encodes 546 amino acids. The transcript has 10 exons. The record is from RefSeq and is a predicted model, not a curated record. Lineage: Eukaryota; Metazoa; Arthropoda; Insecta; Orthoptera; Acrididae.
UGGGAGGCGGGGACCUGCGUCCGCUCUGGACCCACGGGCGACAGUUGGUGUGCGCACGGCUCUCGCGUAACAUCGUAAGCCACUGCGACGGACGGGUCGACGCGGUGUAAUACUUUGGUCCGAUAGCCCUGCGAUUCAGUGGUGCAUUAUGGAUAUGAAGCGUCAUUUUUCUAUCUUUAUCUGCUGAGUUUUUAGUAUGUCUUAGAAUAUUUCUUUCGUACGGAAAAAAAUAUUAUGCGACGCGCCUGUGCUAGCGGGUUAAGCGCUGCUCCAUCAUAAUUUUUCUUUAUGUCCUUUACUAUCCACGAGCAACAUGACAUACCUGCUAAAUGGCAAGUUACUGCGUUGAUGCACGUGUGAAACCCUUACUGUCUCGCUACGAAGCAUAUAUUAAUUACAUCAUGUCUCCUAAGGGUGACAAUCUAUCCAAAAGCUCUUUUCUCCCUUACCGCACUACAGCAUCUGUAAGACUCAAUAAUUCUAACAACUAAAAUCAAGAUAAAGUACGUAACAUGGUGACAGCAUUCAAAUAAUGCUCUCACCAUCCAUCGCAGGAAUGUGAAGACUGCAGUGUUUUGAAGUGAAAUUUAUAGUUAUCUUCGCAGUUCAGUGCCUCAGUAUACAUUGCUGACUGUUCUGUUACUACUGUUCUGUUAACUGCACACAUGGGACAACUACAGCAGUCUUUGGACACCGUCCUCGCGGUGUCCACGGUGAUUCUUCUACUCUUCGCUUCUGCUGGUAUAGUUUCAGCCCAAGGUCGAGUGAAGCAAGUGCGAGCAGUUAUCAACGGAACGGCACAACUUCCUUGCGACAUGACGCCACCUACCCCCGGAGACUCCGUAUUACUCGUCAUCUGGUUCAAGAAUGAGAAGACUGCCAUUUACAGCUACGACGCGCGGCGCAAGUCGUGGGAGGGACCCUCCGGCCCGCACUGGAAGCACCCCCAGCUGCUGGGCGAGCGCGGCUUCUUCCGGACGGUGGCGACGCCGGCGGCGCUGUCGCUCAGCGACGUCGCAGAGUCCGACGAGGGCGUCUACCGCUGCCGCGUCGACUUCCGCCGCUCCGCCUCCAGGAUACAGCGGGUCCGACUCACCGUCAUCGUCCCGCCCCAACGACCCAAGAUAUACGAUGAGCGUGGGGUGGAGGUGGGACCUGUUGCCGGUCCUUACCAAGAAGGAGGGCAAGCACGCCUCACCUGCGUCGUCUACGGUGGGAGGCCACCGCCAGAAAUCCGCUGGUGGCGGGGCGAGCGGCUGCUGGAGUCCAGGGAGCUUCCAGCGGGGCCGCGCAUCCGCGAGAGGCUGCUGCUGCUGCCGCGCCUCUCCAGGGCCGACCUGCACGCCACGCUCACCUGCCAGGCCGUCAACAGCAACCUCACACUCCCCGCCGAGGCCAGAGUUUCGCUGGACAUUAACUUCAGGCCGCUGUCCACGACCAUCCUGAGCAGCGAGCAGCCGCUGACGGCCGGCCGGCGCUACGAGAUCGCCUGCCGCACUGUGGGGUCGCGGCCGCCGGCGGUAGUCUCCUGGUGGCUGGACAACACGCGGCUACCCGCCAGCACCGACAAGGUUUCUGCGGACGGCAACGAGACCAUAUCGACUCUAUCGUUGACGCCGGAACAUACGGACGAUGGGCGGCUGCUCACUUGUCGGGCUGAAAACCCUCAGGUGCUUGGAGGCAUCGAGGAGCAUUCAGUCAGGCUGGCUGUUUAUUAUGCGCCAUCUACCGAGCUGCGACUGGGCCCUCGACUGCACGCGGACGACGUGGAAGAAGGCAGCGACGUCUACUUCGAGUGCCACGUGCGAGCCAACCCACCUGCCUAUAAGGUCUACUGGAAGUUCGAGGGGAAGACGUUGGUACAGAACCACACCGGCGGUGUGAUAAUGACGCGAGGCGCCCUGGCACUGCAGUCCGUCAGCAGGAAGAACGCUGGCGCCUACUCCUGCGUCGCGUCCAACGUGGAGGGCGACGGGGAGAGUCCCCUGCUGCGUCUGCGAAUCAAGUACAAGCCGGUGUGCCGGCCCGGACAGCGGCGGGUGUACGCCGUGGCGCGCCACGAGGUGGCGCACGUCCGCUGCGAGGUGGAGGCCUUCCCGGAGGCCGUCGGCUUCCGCUGGGCCUUCAACAACUCCGCCGAGACGCUGGACGUGCCGCAGUCGCGCUUCAACUGGUCGGCGGGCGCCUCGCAGCUGGCGCACGCCCCCGUCAACGACAUGGACUACGGGUCCGUGCUGUGCUGGGCCGACAACAGCGUGGGGCAGCAGCGGCGGCCCUGCGUCUUCCACAUCGUGCCGGCCGGUUAGCGACCUCGCACGGUUUCCGUGCUUACCCUACCUCCCAACACAGGGCGGCUCUGGAGGCUACUCUACUGUUGCAUGUAGCCGCUAAAUUCAACCAUCUUCACAAGCGUUAGAUCUGACACCCAAAUCAAGUUGGUGCGGUGGGAUGGGGUUGAGUAAAGCAAGACUUAUCAGCAAAGGGAACGGACAGAUGCAGCUUUGUUUAAUAUGAGGUGUUCGGAAAGUUGCUGUGCAGUAUAUCAUACGUAGGAAAUGAUGCCCACGGGUUGCCAUACAAGUCUGGUCCUGCUUAAUUUUGUUGGAAAACGCUCUCUGCAGAUCUACUUUUCACCUGCGCUGUUAGUUUAAUUUUUAAGUGACAAAGCGUGCCGGGUCUUUCGCGAUACACUACAGAGAUUGCUGCUCUCCAAAGAAGAAAGGUUUGUGGAUUCUCCGUUGACCGUGGUCGCGUGUUUUGUGUGUUAACGUGACUAGAGAUAUUGAACUAGACCUCUUCGGUAUCAAUGACCACAUCAUGACUAUCAAAGGUAUUCUUGUCAGUAAAACACGUAAACCAUUUGCAGUAACGGAUUAGAGUCUUGCACUGCUCUCACUUUAUACGGGAACAGUUUAAAUGUUUUCCUAACUGCUUAAUGCGCGAUUGCAUACACCGUAUAAUUUCUUCUACCAGUUUACACAAUUAGCUUGUUCAGCUCUGAUGCAUAGAAUUAAAAAUAUCCAACAACUUCUGUUCGUUUUGUUGUGGUCAUGUUCCAGUUCGUUCCACAUCUAAUACAAAGACAAUCUCUCGAAAUUUCUCAGUAAGUCAUAGAACGGCAUUACGAUGAGGUACAGCGGUUUCAGACAUAUUUUCAGCAAACGCCUCUUGCAAUACAUAUGUAUGUCCAUCACCUUGUGAACGUUCAACAAGAAAAAUACAUUCCUCGGUUGAAACCACCACAAUCUGAAAACAAAUUGAACAUUUAAACAAUGCCCAACGCAUUCAGUAUCUUCCGUGAACUGGACCACUUAAAUAUUAUGCAAUACUAGAAUGAACUGGAAAACAAAGCAGUAUCUAUGAAAAAAUUGUUCUGCAAAGCUGUAUUCUGUCAAUUGUGGUUCCAACAUCCACUGCAAUCUCCGAGAGUAUUCAGUAUCCCAGAGCACCGCGCGUUUCCGAACGCAUUGUAUAGAUUUUAGGUAACAUGUCAAAAAUCGUGUCGUUUGGUAUACAAGAUACGAUGGAAAAAAUGGUAAAAGUA